GCUGAGUCUUGAUUUUCCCAAUAGUCAUUGAAGGCAUCAGCAGAGGAUGAAGGGAGCCUGGCAAAGCUGUCGCAAAGCUAACGUUAUCUGUGUACGGCUAGGACCUGUCAAUGUGUUAGCUACUGUAGCUUUGUCAACAUGCACUUAAAUGUCUGUCUAGUCUGUCUAUAUUUUAGUCGUUAUCCCGUGGCUUUCUCAACGGCUUGUUAACAAAUUUACAAUGGAAUUUUUUAACGAGCCAAGCUAGCAAGACAUUUUUUUCGCGUCGUAGCCACUGUCAGCUAACAGCUAAGCUAAGUUAACCAAACCAAACGAGCUGUUGUUAGCUUAAGCUAGCUUGGUGAAUAUGGCGAUUGUGUCUGGCUCCUGUGCCAGGGUAAACGGUUCGAGAACUGUGCCCUCUGUGUCGGCUACACCUUCUGGGUCCGUUGGACAGUCUCAGCCCAUGAUAGCAGUAUGGGAAUGGCAAGAUGAUCUUGGCUAUUGGCGGCCUUACAGUGGCCAAGUGAGCGCCCACAUCGAGCGGUGUCUGUCACCGCGGGGCCAGAGAGGAGGAGGACCCGGCUUAACGAGCAUCUGCCUUGGACAAUCAGACCCCAGCCUGUCGCCCUAUCUCAUUGACAUACCAAGCUUGAAACAGUUUCGGCAGGACACCGGAAAGACUCGGUCAGUACGUCGAUCUCUGUUUGCUCAGUCCUCAGGCCUGGGCAGUGGUGUUUACUGGGAAUGGGCCAAUGACGAAGGAGGAUGGACUCCAUAUGAGACUCGAACCUCUAUCCUUUUGGAGCAUAGCUAUCAGGCCCGGCAGGGCACGGCAGACUUGGGCACACAUGGAUACAAUUACAUAGUGGAUCUCACAUCUCUGGCCCAGGUUAACAAAUCCACAGGCUUCAGGCGGCAAGUGCGGCGCCAAUGUAACCUUCCAUACCCAUUGGCCUCCUCUGGCCCCCCAGCCAUCCCCUCAGGCCCUGCAUGCUCUUGCCAGCAGUGUUUGAGCCACAGCAGCACAGGGCCUAUGCCCAGCCGUUCACGACAUUCCUUUUCAUCAGGGAGUCUGAACAGGCCCAGCCUCCAAGGGACAGGGAGGGCUGCAGCGGCUCACCCCACUUCUGUGUAUUCACCAUACCCCAGAAGACCCCUCUCUGUCGGGGGAAUGUCCUGGGGAAGCCCCUGGCCACCACCACCCUCUGGUAGUCAGCUGUCUGCACCGCUUCUGACCAGUUCUACCAGCACAAAUGGGUUAAGUGUUCCUUCUAUCUCUGUGCAGCUGAAUGGAUCUACCAGUGUGAGCUCUGCUUUGGCAGGCAUGGCCUCCAUUUUGAUGUCAGCAGUGGGACUCGGCGUGCACUUCACCAAUGCCCCCCUCUCUCAGCAGCCGCAGCAGCAACCUGCUCCUUUCUCUCUUCCUCCUCCUCUCCUCCCCUCAGCCAGCAGGCCCAGCAAGCCCCACAGCAGCAGCAGCAACAGCAGCAGUUCAGUUAGAAGAGCAAAGAGACAGCACAGGAGAGCAUCAGCUCCGAAACCUGAGGAGGUGAUUCAGCGCUACAUGGAGGUAUUAGACGACGUGCCGGAUGAGGACUGCAUUAUUUGCAUGGAUCAACUGUCCAAUCCAUCCGGCUACGAGACGCCCUCCUCAGAAGAGGGAGGCCACAGCAUCCUGGCAGACACCGUGGGAAAAUUCAUCAAAUGUGGACACACACUGCAUAUGCUCUGCAUGCUGGCUAUGUACAACAACGGGACAAAGGACGGCAGCCUGCAGUGCCCCUCAUGUAAGGCAAUCUAUGGAGAGAAGACUGGCACCCAGCCCAAAGGCAAAAUGGAAAUUUACAGCAUCGCCCAGUCGCUGCCAGGUCAUCCAGACUGCGGAACCAUUCAGAUUAUCUACAGCAUACCACCUGGCAUACAGGGCCCCGAGCAUCCCAAUCCAGGACAGCCGUACACCUGCAGAGGUUUCCCUCGCUUUUGUUUUCUUCCAGACAACGACAAGGGCAGGAAGGUGCUGGAGCUACUGAAGGUGGCGUGGAUGCGGCGACUCAUCUUCACCGUGGGUACAUCCAGCACCACCGGAGAGCCUGACACUGUGGUGUGGAACGGCAUCCACCACAAAACAGAGAUGAUGUCCAACCUGUCGGGCCAUGGCUACCCCGACCCCAACUACUUGGACAAUGUUCUGUCUGAGCUGGCCUCUCAGGGCGUGACAGAGGACUGCCUCACACCUCCAGGCAACAGCAGCUAGGCUCCGAGCUCCGAGCCUGGCGCACUGCCACUCAGUGUUGACCACGAAGUUCACCUUUCAAACAUCCACCUGUGUGGCCAGGUAAACCUCCUGCUACCUUUCCAUUAUUUAGUUAAUGUUGGCAUCUGCCCAAAUCUCCGAGUGAGCAGAGGCGGAGAAGCGAGUUGAAUAAAGGCCUUGAAGGCCUUGAAGCUUCUGUGGGAGGCUGCACAGU
This is a messenger RNA of Monopterus albus (swamp eel), 2450 nucleotides long. RefSeq names its product deltex 2, E3 ubiquitin ligase (gene dtx2). Gene Ontology annotation, biological process: Notch signaling pathway; protein ubiquitination. NCBI's taxonomy places the organism in Eukaryota, Metazoa, Chordata, Actinopteri, Synbranchiformes, Synbranchidae. Gene Ontology annotation, molecular function: zinc ion binding. The record is from RefSeq and is a predicted model, not a curated record. The transcript is spliced from 9 exons. Bases 347 to 2236 code for a protein of 629 amino acids.